AUGAGUCAAGUACAAGUACGCCAAAUACCUAUUGGACCCACCUCCGAUAUUCAACGCCUCAUUGGUACUUGGUAUUCUUCAGGAUAUUAUGGCCACUUUAGAUCAAAGUCUCGUUUAGAACUAUCAAAUUAUUUUCGUCAACUAGCAAAACCUCUACCGCCAAAGAAGUUUUCCAAAAGACAAAGUGCAGAAGCUGUUGAACAUCCGUUUUCUAGACACGAUAAUCGAUUUAAAUUUGAAAGUGAUCCACUUGUAUUUGGAACAGGUUUCGGUAAAAGAAAAGCAAAAACUAAUAUAAGAGGAGCGUUUGAUCCAUUGUUCAUCAGUUGGGUACCAAAGGGAAGUGAAAAGUAUACAGAAGAAACAAAGCCGACAGCCUACCAAGACGACUAUAGUCAUGAAACAUCAACAAAGUUAUUGUCAGUCACACAAAUUCCACAAGAUGUUAGUGCUAAUGACACUGCCGUAGAAUGUGUAAAAGAACCUUUAGGGAAAAGUGUUUAUAAAUCAGUUUAUGGGCACGGUCAACCAGACAUUGAACAAUCGAAACAAACACGUGCAGAAACAUUUCAACGCUUUCUAACUACUCGUACACGACGUUUACAGUUACAAAAUCAACAAGCUGUUGAUAACGCUUCGAAAGGUGGUCGUCGCACAACUGUUGCACAAUGUCUUUGUUGGAAUGAUGGGACAAUAAAAAUCGAACCAGUAUCAUUACAGCCACGCACGAGAGAACAGCCCGAACAACAACAGGCUAAGCCAUUACAGUCAACAGGGCCAACUUUGUUUCAAAAACGUGCUCAAAGCGCCGGUCCAUGCUUAACGACGACAAGCAGAAUGCAGCAACAAUCUAUAGAACCUGAUCAGACUUUUAAAAGUCAAUCGAUAAACUUGUUUUCUGCAAGUGCUAAUAAUAAUGAAUCACCGGUGAAAACAUUUACAAUGAAACCAUUGCAACAAGACUACAAUACACCUACGAACGUUGGCAAUGUAGAACCGAAUCACUUCUGUCAAGUAGAAAAACCGACAUCAACGUCUCGGGCACAUUACACCUGUCAAAACUUUGGUUUAAUAACAACACCACUAAGAACACAGCCACCUCCCCAAUUACCGCCUCGUGCAGCGACAGCUUUUGAAAUUUCUCAUAGUAUGGACAGUCUCAUCUCCAAAUACUGUUAA
Messenger RNA from Didymodactylos carnosus, 1179 nucleotides. The record is from the annotation of a GenBank genome assembly. Lineage: Eukaryota; Metazoa; Rotifera; Eurotatoria; Philodinida; Philodinidae.